Glycine soja is the source of this 903-nucleotide messenger RNA. Its product is annotated as probable WRKY transcription factor 43. Gene Ontology annotation, molecular function: sequence-specific DNA binding; DNA-binding transcription factor activity. The transcript has 2 exons. The record is from RefSeq and is a predicted model, not a curated record. Lineage: Eukaryota; Viridiplantae; Streptophyta; Magnoliopsida; Fabales; Fabaceae. Gene Ontology annotation, biological process: regulation of DNA-templated transcription. The coding region runs from base 135 to 713 and encodes 192 amino acids.
UGUGUAUGUAUGUGAUGGCUGCCAAACCUCUUCUACCCUCCACCAUCUUUCAUAUCCUCUUUAUAAGUUUCAACACCAAAACAAUCUCAGUUUCUCUUCAGUUAAUAAUCUUCUUCACUUGGAAUUAAGACCUAAUGGAAAGCCAAGACCCACCAAACCCACCACCCCAAAACAACCCCUUCCUCUUCACGCCAAAUUCGAUGUUGCAAAGCCCUAAUUUGGACCCUCAAGAGCAAUUAGGGCUAUGUGACAUUGACUGGGGUAACCUUUUCUCUGCUCAAAACAGCUUCUUGCUUAAUGGGGAUGCCAACGAUGCAAUUGAAUGUGCUUCUUCUUCUUCUUUUGUGGCUCAAAAUAAGGUAGCUUGUGAAGAGGAAAAGGGAAACAAGGAGAAAAGGAAAGGUGGGAGGAUGAAGAAAACAACACGAGUGCCAAGGUUUGCGUUUCAAACGAGAAGUGCAGAUGAUAUUUUGGAUGAUGGUUAUCGCUGGAGGAAAUAUGGUCAGAAAGCUGUGAAGAAUAACACAUAUCCAAGAAGCUACUACCGCUGCACGCAUCACACGUGCAAUGUGAAGAAACAAGUGCAAAGGCUAUCCAAAGACACAAGCAUUGUGGUGACGACUUACGAGGGAAUUCACAACCACCCGUGCGAGAAGUUGAUGGAAACUCUAACCCCUCUCCUCAAGCAAAUACAGUUUCUUGCCAGCUUGUAAGGUGGAACUGCUUUCUCUCCUACAACUACAUGCAUAUCAAGCACAUUUCGUUUAUGUUUAAAUAUCAUUAGUUAAUCACGCACAUGUAGAUCAAUUGCUGUAAGAUUAUUUUAACCUAACAAUAGGUGUUGAGUUCGAGUACUGAAUGUAUUAAAUACGUACUUGGAGGGAAUUUUAUUUUCCUCAUUCA